GUGCAAAAGAAAUCCUUAUACUAUUGAACUAGAAAGAGGGCAAUGAGCCUCUCUCUCCUUCAAGGCUAUUCUUCAGCCGAAGAUGAAGAAACGGCUGAGCCCGACCAUAUUCAUUAUGACGACUCUUCCGACGACGACGACUACGGCGGCGGCGGUGGUAUUAAAAACCAUUCCGCCGCUCCCAAGCGAUAUGACUCCUCCGUCUUUGAUUUCCCCGAUUCCUCCCGUAAAUCCGAUCUUCCUUCUGCAUUCGACGCUUUUUCGCAGGUUUCAGGGCCACCAGAGUUUUUAAACCAUGCGGUUGAGGAACCGAUUUCAGCAGGUGAUGCUGCCCAACAGCAAGGAAGGCGCAGUGACCGGAAGGAUUUCAAAGAUAAGAAGGAUAGGCCUUCUGGUGCUGUGGUAGAAGCAAAAGCUCAGCUUGUUGGAAUCCAUGAGCGAGUAAGAAGUGAUAUCGAGGGUAGCAAGCCUCCUGCUUCAGGAGUUCCAAGCACCAAACAGGAUGGAGCAAAGAGGGUCACAUCUGCAACAAAUCCAAAUGCAGAAGAUGCUGCAGAGCUCUUGAGGAUGUGCCUACAAUGCGGAAUACCAAAGACGUACUCCAGUGCUAGAGGAAUGGUCUGUCCGGUGUGUGGAGAUCGUCCUCUUGCAGAUGCCGAUAAAGACUCCAAGAAGAAGGGGUCAACUAUCAAAGACAAAGAGAAAAGUAAGAGAAUGAAGGGUCAGUCAUCUCAUGCAACCUGGAAGAGUGAAACAGAGAUGCAGCUCAGGCAACAAUUUGACUAGUUGGAUUUUCCGGAAAAUGUUGGUGUUUUAGAGUUUACUGGAUUAUGCAACCGAUAUAGUUCAUGAACACCAUCAGUUGUUUGGGAACAUUGAAUUCGUUGAUGAAUUGUGUUGUAGGUAUAUUGAGCUUUGUACCGAAAUGUGAUGUACCAUAGCUAACUUGUUUUUGUUUAAAUUAUGUACUGUGUUUUACUUGUUUUUCGCAGUUGAGCUGAGAUCUAACAAUGUUUCGACCAGGGCUUUGGUUCUUUCUAUAGUGGUUUUGGUCGGGUUGUUGCUUAA
This is a messenger RNA of Gossypium raimondii (Peruvian cotton), 1068 nucleotides long. RefSeq lists its product as uncharacterized. The record is from RefSeq and is a predicted model, not a curated record. Lineage: Eukaryota; Viridiplantae; Streptophyta; Magnoliopsida; Malvales; Malvaceae. The coding region runs from base 43 to 786 and encodes 247 amino acids. The transcript has 4 exons.